UCUUUAUCUCUUCUAUAUAACUCUACCACUCAAUGACUCUCUUUCUUAGCCUGCAACCCAAAACCAACACCCAAGAUGGACCUCCUCCUCCUAGAGAAAGCUCUUAUUUCCCUAUUCUUCACUGUAAUCUUAGCCAUUUUGAUCUCCAAGCUUCGCAGCAAGCGCUUCAAACUCCCUCCUGGCCCCAUUCCAGUGCCUGUUUUCGGCAACUGGCUCCAGGUUGGUGAUGACUUGAACCACCGCAACCUCAGCGACUUAGCCAAGAAGUUUGGUGACAUUUUCAUGCUCCGCAUGGGGCAGCGUAACCUUGUGGUUGUCUCUUCCCCGGAGCUGGCCAAAGAGGUUUUGCACACUCAGGGAGUUGAGUUUGGGUCCAGAACAAGGAAUGUUGUGUUUGAUAUCUUCACAGGCAAAGGGCAGGACAUGGUUUUCACCGUGUACGGGGAGCAUUGGCGCAAAAUGAGGAGGAUCAUGACCGUUCCUUUCUUCACCAACAAGGUGGUGCAGCAGUAUAGACAUGGAUGGGAAGACGAGGUUGCCAGGGUCGUUGAAGAUGUGAGGAAGAUUCCAGAGGCGGCGACGAAUGGAAUUGUUCUGAGGAGGAGGCUGCAGCUUAUGAUGUACAACAACAUGUACAGGAUCAUGUUCGAUAGGAGGUUUGAGAGUGAGGAUGAUCCUUUGUUUGUGAAACUCAAGGCUUUGAAUGGAGAGAGGAGUAGAUUGGCUCAGAGCUUUGAGUACAACUAUGGCGAUUUCAUCCCCAUCUUGAGGCCAUUCUUAAGGGGGUAUUUGAAGUUAUGCAAGGAAGUGAAGGAAAUGAGAUUGCAGCUGUUCAAAGACUAUUUCCUUGAGGAGAGGAAGAAUCUUGCAAGCACAACAAGAAGUGACAACAACGCUCUGAAGUGUGCCAUAGAUCACAUUCUUGAUGCUCAGCAGAAGGGAGAGAUCAACGAAGACAAUGUCCUUUACAUUGUUGAGAAUAUCAAUGUUGCUGCCAUUGAAACAACACUAUGGUCAAUUGAAUGGGGCAUUGCUGAGCUUGUGAACCAUCCUGAGAUCCAGCAGAAGCUUCGUAAUGAAAUCGACUCUGUGCUCGGACGUGGCGUGCCGGUUACCGAACCUGACACCCACAAACUUCCAUAUCUCCAGGCAGUGAUCAAGGAGACACUGCGGCUGCGGAUGGCCAUCCCUCUACUAGUCCCACACAUGAACCUCCAUGAUGCCAAGCUUGGUGGGUAUGACAUCCCAGCAGAGAGCAAGAUCCUUGUGAAUGCAUGGUGGUUAGCCAACAACCCAGCCCAAUGGAAGAACCCAGAAGAGUUCAGGCCCGAAAGGUUCUUCGAGGAGGAAGCCAAGGUCGAAGCCAAUGGGAAUGACUUCAGGUAUCUUCCAUUUGGUGUUGGAAGGAGGAGCUGUCCAGGAAUCAUCCUUGCGCUGCCAAUCUUGGGGAUCACGUUGGGACGCUUGGUGCAGAACUUUGAGCUGUUGCCUCCUCCAGGACAGGCUAAGCUUGACACUUCGGAGAAGGGAGGACAGUUCAGCUUGCACAUCCUGAAGCAUUCAACCAUUGUUGCAAAGCCAAGGGUGUUUUGAUUUGAAUCAUGCAAGUUUCUUAAAGCACUGGAUUUGGACUUUUGCAUUAUGCUUUUGAGUAUUGGGGUGUUGUAAGAUGCAUGCGUUUUGUUCAACAUUGUGAAAAUUUUCAAUCUCUAUUAGUUGUUUUAAAGCUUUUCUUUC
Molecule: messenger RNA, 1737 nt
Organism: Theobroma umbraticum
Lineage: Eukaryota; Viridiplantae; Streptophyta; Magnoliopsida; Malvales; Malvaceae
Gene: C4H
Product: cinnamate-4-hydroxylase
Biological process (GO): lignin metabolic process
Molecular function (GO): iron ion binding; heme binding; trans-cinnamate 4-monooxygenase activity
Source: RefSeq, a predicted model, not a curated record